AUGCAAAACUUUCCGCUAUGUUGCGAUAUACCACCGGAUUUGUGGUGCGAUAGUUUCGACGCAGCUCGUCGUUGUGGUGUUGUAAAUCAAUGUGAGGAUUUUCAGCGAAUACAGAAGCCUAUAAAAUUAACAUUAUUUUACGAAGCAUUAUGCCCAUAUUGCCAACGAUUCAUUGGAAAUCAUCUGGGGAAUUUAUAUAAUCAAUUUCGAAAUCACAUUGAACUCGAGCUUGUUCCAUGGGGUAACUCGCGUUUUUUGAGAAAUGGUUCAAUACGGUGUAAUCAUGGUCGCACUGAAUGUGACGCAAAUCGCCUGCAUAGCUGCGUUCUUCAUCAAACAAAGAUGAGACAUGCUUUACCUUUUAUCAUUUGUUUUGAACGAUCGUUAACUAAUUCAGUGGACUCAGCCUUUCGCCACUGCUCCGGAUUCGUACGUCAUCAUUAUCGUAAAAUUAGGCACUGUUAUGAGUCCGAACAAGGCAUGCAACUGCAACGUCUCGCUGCUCAACGUACAAUGUCCGUUCGACCGAAUCCUAUAGUUGAAGUGCCAUAUAUUCUUAUCAAUGAUUACAGCCCAACUACAGAUACAAAUAAUCUAAACAUUCACGCUAUUCAUUAUUUGCUGAAAAAGUGGUUACGAUCCGCCACUCGUCUUCACUGA
This is a messenger RNA of Dracunculus medinensis (Guinea worm), 660 nucleotides long. The record is from the annotation of a GenBank genome assembly. NCBI's taxonomy places the organism in Eukaryota, Metazoa, Nematoda, Chromadorea, Rhabditida, Dracunculidae.